Messenger RNA from Solanum lycopersicum (tomato), 791 nucleotides. Its product is annotated as embryogenesis-associated protein EMB8. The record is from RefSeq and is a predicted model, not a curated record. Gene Ontology annotation, molecular function: monoacylglycerol lipase activity; short-chain carboxylesterase activity. NCBI's taxonomy places the organism in Eukaryota, Viridiplantae, Streptophyta, Magnoliopsida, Solanales, Solanaceae.
GGCUGACUGGGGGAAGCAAUGAUUCGUACGUGAGGCAUACGCUACUGAGAGCUAGAAGUACGGGUUGGAGAGUUGUGGUGCUCAAUAGUAGAAAAGUGGAGAUAGCCCCGUGACAACUCCCAGAACUUUUUCGAUCUUAUACCACCGCAAAAUGGCCAGCGAUAAAACAGCAUGCCAAGAUGAGCGUGCAGGAGCGGAAAUUGUAUAUGGAGCUGAAGAGUGCUAUAGUCAUUCUCUUGAGCUGCUGAAAGAGUUGGGAUUUCCCAUGGGUGUUCUCGCUCUUAAAGACCUUGAAGAAUGUGGCUGUGUUCGCGACACUGGAUUUGUGUGGAUGAAACAAAAGGCUCCAUAUGAGCAUUACUUUGUCGCAACAAAAACUCUAGUUAGCUAUGCCACAGAGGUCACUGCCUACGUGGAGAAAGGAAGAAUGAAGAAAAUGACUGGAGUUAAGAGUAAGCAGCUAUUUAUGUGGGUGCCAAUAGUUGAAAUGAGCAUUGAGGAUCCUGCUCAGAACAAAAUUUACUUCAAGACUCCUAUAGGAAUUGGAAAGUCUUUCCCCCUCACUGCUUUCAUGACUGAUGAAGAAAAGGAGAAGUAUCUGGAGAAAGCUAACUAGUAGAACAAUUAUCUAUAUGCUUGCCCAUUUUGCUUCCUUGUUUUUUCAGCUCAGUAUAUUUUCUGUAUUUUUUUUUCUGGCAUCAGUCCAUUGAUGGACUUUUAUUUUAAAUCUCAUUUUCAUAUGAUUGCUAAAAGAAUUAUCUUUAUGAACCAAGUAUAAGUUUCUGCUUCCA